Culex quinquefasciatus (southern house mosquito) is the source of this 415-nucleotide messenger RNA. Its product is annotated as protamine. NCBI's taxonomy places the organism in Eukaryota, Metazoa, Arthropoda, Insecta, Diptera, Culicidae. The record is from RefSeq and is a predicted model, not a curated record. Gene Ontology annotation, biological process: sperm DNA condensation; spermatogenesis.
AAGAGUUCGGAAACGGAACCGUCAAACAUACUACACACCGAACUUGUCUGCAAAUUAUGGACUCCCAGCGAGACUCGAAACGUUCCGGUGGCCGUUCCUGCAACCCCGGUCGGCGCUCCCGGAACCCGUACAUCAACUUUUUACGCGAUUUCCGGCGCUCCCACUGUGGCCUCCGGCCGGUCGAGGUGAUCCGUCAGGGGGCGCAAGCGUGGGGCAGGCUGACGGAGGAGCAGCGGCUUCCGUACAUCCGCGAGUCGUUCUAUCAUCCACUGCGCCGGAGGCCGUGUCGACCUGCCGCUAGGAUGGCGUCCCGCCGGAGGAGAUCUGGAAAGCCAAACAGAACGCGGAAGAGUUCUGGGAGAUGAUUUUUUUUGGGGAUGGAGGCGAUAAAUUAUUGGUGAAAUAAAUUAUGAGA